GGUUCGAUUACUGAUGUCCAUGUAAAUGUAGUCAAUGUUAAUAUUCAAAUCCCCCGUCUUUAAGACAUCCUAGGUUUCUUUUAAAGUUACAGCCUGUACAUUAUACUAAUAUGCAAACAUUUUUCUGUGAUAAUAAAUACCAUUGUAUCCAGUAUCUGCACCAUCAUCCUGCCAGUGGAAAAUGGGCAAAUGUGAUGUGUAAACUGAAUGCUACACAUUGUACUAAUUUUGCUGCCUAACUAUGCUUUCUUUUUCUUCCCUCAUUCCCCCAUCGUGCCUUUGUCCCCCCAAUGGAUGUCUUAAAAUGUCUUCUCCGUUCCCUCCCUCAACUCUAUGGUCUUGUUUGUUUCUCUGCCUCAUUCUGUCGCCUCUUCAUAUCUGGCUUCCCUCACCCUCUCCGGUCUCCCUGGUCUUCGUUAAUUGUGUCUACCUUCUCUUCCCUGUAUCUUGUGACUUCCUUUCUGUCCCUGUUUCCCGUUUUUCGCCUCGCCCCACAACUUGGCCCCUGUCGUAUGAUAUGGUGCCAGUUUUGGGGACCCCUCUCUUUCCACCACCUCCACCUUGGAGCAUAUCCCGUCCUCAGCAGCCCGCCCCAGGCCCCUGGUCAGGCAGCAAAGCCUCCAGCAGCCCCUUACCCACCAGCCCCCGCCAGGCCCCAACGACCCCCCAGCCACCUCCCAGAGCCUGGGCCAACUUCACACUGGGCCCGGGGGUGGGGGCCACCGGGGGGGCCCGCGGGGGGUGCGUGGUAGCCCGGCUGGGGCAGGGGCGACCCGCUACAGGUCGGGUGGAGGGGCGCGAUCACGUUCCAAUCCCGGAAGCUGGGACCAUAUGAUGGGACAGAUCCGGACCAGAGGCAUGGACGUCAAGUCAUUCCUAGAGGGGAAGAUGGUGGUUUUGUCUCUCGCCAUCGGACUUGCAGAACAAGAUGACUUCGCCAACCUUCCAGACCUACAGGAGGCACCAGCGGACACAGAAACACCUCCCACCGACAAACGAUCUAACAAACCCGGCAGCAGUCCUAAAGGCCAGACCCCAGACGAGAGCCACCGGCGGACAGACGCCAACUCAUCCGUCUCAGACCUGGCCAACUCUGUCACCAGCGACAUGCUGAUGUUGUCUCCAGGCUCUGAGGAAGAGGAACAUGAAGGACCGGUGUGUGAAAAGCUGGGCCGCAUCCAGUUCAGCGUGGGGUACAGUUUUCAGGACUCCACACUUACAGUCAAGAUCCUGAAGGGUCAAGAUCUGCCGGCUAAAGAUUUCUCCGGGACUUCAGAUCCCUUCGUCAAGCUUUAUCUGCUGCCAGACAAGAAGCACAAACUGGAGACCAAGGUUAAGAGAAAGAACUUGAACCCUCACUGGAACGAGACCUUCCUGUUUGAAGGGUUUCCUUAUGAGAAGGUGGUGCAGCGCACAUUGUACCUGCAAGUGCUGGAUUAUGACCGUUUUAGCAGGAAUGACCCUAUAGGAGAGGUGUCCAUCCCUCUGAACAAAGUGGAACUGGUCCCCAUGCAGACCUUAUGGAAGGAGCUGAAACCCUGCAGCGAUGGCAGUGGGAGUCGAGGAGACCUGCUUGUGUCUCUGUGUUACAAUCCCACCGCCAACAUCAUCACUGUGAGCAUCAUCAAGGCACGUAAUCUCAAAGCCAUGGACAUCGGCGGGACAUCCGAUCCCUACGUCAAAGUGUGGUUGAUGAACAAAGAUAAACGAGUGGAGAAGAAGAAGACAGUGGUGAUGAAGAGGUGUUUGAACCCGGUGUUCAACGAGUCCUUCCCUUUUGACGUCCCCGCUCACGUUCUCAGAGAGACCACCAUCGUCAUCACAGUCAUGGAUAAAGACAGGCUGAGCCGCAAUGAUGUCAUAGGCAAGAUCUAUCUAUCCUGGAAGAGCGGUCCAGCAGAAGUAAAACACUGGAAAGACAUGAUGAGUCACCCGCGCACAGCCGUUGCCCAAUGGCACGCUCUUAAAGCUUGAAGGCCCCGCCCACCAAUAGUAAACCACACCUUCGAAACCCUGUUGAUAUGCACAAGCUUAAAGACGGGUACCAAAAGCCAUCCAACUAUCUUUCUUUCUCUCUCUAUCUAUUUUGUUUUUCUGCAGACCCUUCCUUUAUUCACUUGUUUUUAUUUGAAUUCUUUUCCCACCAAAAAGAGGCUAAGCACUGCCAAGAUCACCGGGAGAGAAAGUCUUGUGUUCAAAAAAUAGAAAUCUACGAGAGGUAAACAGACUCGUCUUCCUUGAGAAAAGAGAAAAAAGAAAAAAAAGGUUUGACAGCUCAACUGUUCUCUUGAGCAGACGGACCGCAGAACAGGGUGACUUCUAUCAUUGACUUUCACUUGAAAAAAGAAAAACGGCUGAAAACAAUCUCCUGAACUAUCACAAUGUUUGUGUCCCACCUCCCUCCGAACGUAAGGAUUGAUCCGGAUAAGGAUCGCAAACCACAGUGCAAUACCUAGCUGAAGGAGGGAUGAACUUGUGUGUGUGUGUGUGUGUUGGACUUUUGUCACUUCUUGAUGUUGAACAGUGUAGAAAUUCGCUGGAACUUUUCGUCGUCUGUAUGUACCUGUGAGUGCUGUUAUGUGACUGAAAAAAGAGGUCUUGUUUAAACAAAACAACAACAUCAAAAAAGAAGAAUUCACUCACUUAAUUGACUGGAUCAGUUCCGAGGUGUAGGGAAAAUUCCUGAUCUAUAUAGAACAUUCCAAUAAAUGUAUAAAACAAAACAAAAGAGAUCAUUUUAACGAUCAUCUUUAGUGGGUCUACGCAAGAACAAGAAUGCAAACACAAGAAUGCUUAUCGAAAUGUGUCACCAUCCAAUUCCGCCCCUUUUUCCAACCCAAACUCAUUAUUGAUAAGUACCCCAUAUACAUUUUUGGAGAUCGUGAAAUAUGUCCCAAGAGGUACCAUUUUUGCAGUUUUUGUUUUUACGAAUCCACCAGAGGCUGCUUUGUACGCUUAUUCAGAUCUCAAAUUUCUCUUGCUACUACCAUUUAUGCCUGCUAUUCUCGUGUAAAUCCACCAGAGACCGCUGACCAACCAACCGAUAAACCCCACCCACCCCCUUCCCUAAUCCCAACCGAUAGUGUUUUCAAAAAAACAGAUUGACCCAAGUCCCCCCUUCCCUAAACACAAACGAUAGGGUUUUUUAAAAUCACCGAUUGACCUGAUUGCCCCCUUUCCUAAACCAACGGGUAUUGUUUUCAAAAGCACAGAUUGACCUGAUUACCCCCUUUCCUAAACCCAACCAGUAGUGUUUUCAAAAGCACAUAAUACCCCGAUAACCCCUUCCCUAAACCCAAACAAUAUUGUUUUCAAAAGCACCAAUUGACCAGAAUACCCCCUUAUCUGAACCCAACAGAUAGCGUUUUCAAAAGCACUGAUUGACACGAUUACCCCCUUCUCUAAACCCAAUAAAUAGUGUUUUCAAGGUACCAAUUGACCCGAUUACCCCCUUCCCUGAACCCAACAGAUAGUGUCUUCAAAAGUACAGAUUGACCCGAUUACCCCCUUUCCUGAACCCAACCAAUAGUGUUUUUCAAAAGUACCAAUUUACCCGAUUACUCCCUUCCCUGAACCCAACCGUUAGUGUCUUCAAAAGUACAGAUUGACCCGAUUACCCCCUUCCCUGAACCCAACCGUUAGUGUCUUCAAAAGUACAGAUUGACCCGAUUACCCCCUUUCCUGAACCCAACCGAUAGUGUUUUCAAAAGCACCGAUUAACGCGAUUACCCCUUUCCCUAAACUCAACUGAUAGUGUUUUCAAAAGUACAGAUUGACCCGAUUACCCCCUUCCAUGAACCCAACAAUUAGUGUCUUCGAAAGUAAAGAUUGACCCGAUUACCCCCUUCCCUGAACGCAACAGAGUGUUUUCUAAAGCACCUAUUGACACGAUUACCCCCUUCCCUAAACCCCACUGAUAUUGUUUUCAAAAGCGCCCUGAU
Danio rerio (zebrafish) is the source of this 3941-nucleotide messenger RNA. NCBI's taxonomy places the organism in Eukaryota, Metazoa, Chordata, Actinopteri, Cypriniformes, Danionidae. The record is from RefSeq and is a predicted model, not a curated record.